This is a messenger RNA of Stegastes partitus (bicolor damselfish), 4532 nucleotides long. It is a transcript of the gene cyld3, whose product is annotated as cylindromatosis (turban tumor syndrome) 3. The coding region runs from base 147 to 3083 and encodes 978 amino acids. The record is from RefSeq and is a predicted model, not a curated record. The transcript has 17 exons. Lineage: Eukaryota; Metazoa; Chordata; Actinopteri; Pomacentridae.
UGCUUCCUGCUUCACGGUGCGUUUUGUUAUUGAAGCGGAGCUCCUUUAAAUAUGAGGGGAAAAGUUGACGGUCGUAUUUAAUGAAGUUGGAAAAAUGAAGGGCUUAAUUCAACUGUAACGCAGCCACAUAUAAAGACACGUUUAAGAUGUCAGGAGCUUAUGAGCAUAACAGGAAGCGGCGCCCCCCCAAAACGUUCUUGAUCUCGACCGACCUGAAGGUCCAGGACCAGCUGGACGGUACCAUUCGGCUGCAGCGGGGGUUCAUCUGCCAGGAGCAAGAUUUGGGGAAAAACAGAGGGGACUACCCCUGGGUCAAGGUGUUAGACAAUGGCCUCAUGGUAAAAAUAGAAAGGAAGCUCCUGCUUGAAGUCCCAACUGAACUCACUGGCCUGCUGGAGCCUGUAGUGGAUCCUGAAGCUCGUCUAAAACUUCUAACCAAUCCUGGGAAGCUGCAGCACUUCGCUGCUCUGCCUCUUGAUUCCCCGCUGUGGGUCCAAAUAGGGCAGCCGGACGAGCUGGCAGAGGCAGAGCUUAAGUACAUCGGGCCGCUGACCAGAGGAAGCAGCGCUGUGUAUUUUGGGGUACAACUCAAGGGUUCAGCAGUCGGUAGAGGGUCGGGCAACGGUUCCUAUAAAGGUCACCGGCUCUUCACCUGCCCUGAAGCCUGCGCUCUCUUCCUCCCAGCCAGUCACAUCCGACUCCGCCACUGGUCCCGCAGCAAUAACUCAGACGCACAUGAGCGACCUCGCGACCGAGACCACCGCAGCAGCAGCAAUAAUCCCCCCAGCAACGGGCACCACGGCAGCAAUGACCGUCCAAACCAUCACCAGCAGCCCCAGCAGCAUGGCCGUCAUAUUAGUUUCCACCAGCAUCGUCCCAGUAGCCCUCCUCAGUCGCACGGCAUCCUCCCACGAACCGCGGAGUCGGCACCCAUCAUGGCUCACAACCAGAUGCGAGGCCCGGCGUCGCCUCCGUUGUUCCAUGUUGGCCAGCGGGUGUGUUUCCCCCUGGAGGACGCCGUCUACGCAGGGGAGGUGCUCUUCUGUGGUCCCCUGCCUGGCCGGUCCUCAUCAGGAAUGUAUGUCGGAGUCCUUCUGGACACUCCUGUCGGUAACUGGGACGGAUAUUACAAAGGAGAGAAGCUCUGCCACAUUCCUUCCCGUAUAUAUGGAGUCCUGCUGCCAGUGACCAAAGUUUCCUCAGAACAAAAGUCCAACCGUCACAACCCUCCUUUCCAACUUCCCAAAUCCAUCCUGAAGCCAGCCCUGCCCCCUGUCACUAAAUCAGUCCCAGUAUCACCGCCUGCCUUUGCUCCCAAGAUCGCCCUGAUGCCCCCAAGCAAGUCGGUGCUGAAGCCUCCUCCUUUACCUCCACCCAAACCCCUCCAGAAGCCCGUGCUGCCUCCCCCUCUACCGCCCCCCAAACCCCAAAGCCCAACAUCGCCAACCGCUGACGACCAGCUGCAGUACACCAACGGCAUUCACAGCCCUCCCUCGCCUCUGAAGUCUCCAGAUGAUGGUGACGGUGUUGGGGAGGAUGGAGAGGCCGGACUGGGGGGCGACCUGGAGGUGGGGUCGAUGGUUGAAGUGAAUGACCCGCCGCUGUUUGGGGUUAUUCGCUGGAUUGGACGGAUUAGUGGCGUCUCAGAGCCGGUGGCAGGACUCGAGCUGGACCAGGAGCUGUCUGCUGGCACAGAUGGCAGUUACCUCGGUGAACGUCACUUUCGCUGCCCGGCUAACAAGGGGCUGUUCGUCAAACUUCGAAACUGUAGGCGGGACUCCAGGUUCCCCGCUCCUGAGACGCCUGUCAAUCAAGUGGAGCGAUGCAACUCUAUAGCCUUUGCGGAGUGGGGCAGUGAGCGUGUGGAGGAGCACACUCCUCCUGUGGACGGCGACGAGGCCAGAGAGCUCUACCAGGGCUGGAAGAGAGGCAUCCAGGGCCACCUCAACUCCUGCUACCUGGACGCUACGCUGUUCAGUCUGUUCUCCUGCUGUAGUUCAGCAGACUGGGUGUUGUUUUGGCCCUCUGACCCUGAAACUGACCAAAGCGCCAGUCAAGCUCAGGACCUGCUGCGCUGUGAGAUAGUCAACCCGCUGCGAAAGUAUGGCUAUGUGUGUGCCAGUAAGACCAUGGCACUGAGGCGACUGCUGGAAGCUGCCAACAGUGACACUGGCUUCACCAACCAGGAGAAAGAUCCCGAGGAGUUCCUCAACAGGCUUUUCCAGCUCCUCCGAGUCGAGCCGCUCCUCAAGAUCAGAUCAAUGACCCAGCAGCCUCAGGAGUGUCAUCUUUACCAGCUCUUCCCGCCUACCCUUCCCCCCUCUCCCUCUUCACCCUUACCCCUCUCCCCAGUUGACUCCCCCAUCCCCCUCUCAUCACCAUCGUCCAGGCGGAUGAGGGUCGCCAGUGUCCAGGCCCUGCUGGAGUCCUCGUUCCUCCACGCCGGCCUCAAGUUUGUCGAGGCUCCCUCCUGCCUCUUACUGCUCAUGCCAAGGUUCGGGAAGGAUUUCAAAAUGUUUGACGCCAUCUUGCCCACCCACAGCCUGGACAUCACAGACCUGCUGGAUGACACUCUGAGACAGUGCAGUAUUUGUCAGGCUGUUGCUGAGUGGGAGUGUCUGCAGUGUUACGAAGACCCAGACAUCACUCCUGGACGUCUAAAACAGUACUGCCAGACCUGCAACACACAGGUCCACAGUCACAAAAAGAGGGCGUCCCACAGCCCGGUGAACAUCGGUGUGCCCGGGGGGCCGUGGACGGGUUCUCUGCACUGCACCCGCCAGCGAAUGUCUCUCUUUGCUGUGACGUGCAUUGAGACCAGCCAUUAUGUGAGCUUCAUCAAGCACGGACCCCUCCCCACCGACUGGCUGUUUUUUGACAGUAUGGCAGACCGAGAAGGAGGCGAGAACGGCUUCAACAUUCCCCGGGUGAAAGCGUGUCCCGAGGUGGGCCGCUACCUCAGCCUGUCGGAGGAGGAGCUGAGCAGAGUGGACUCUGCCUCCUUGCGAGAGCCCGCCCGCCGCCUGCUCUGCGACUCCUACAUGUGUCUGUACCACAGUCCUGAGCUCAGCCUGUACAAGUGACAUGGAGACUCCACACAGGCGACACACACAGAUCCUGCAAACUGAGAAGGAUUAAAGACACCUUAGGGCUGUACCACAAAGCCAGUUCGACAUUAAGAUAAUGGGCAUCACAAGGGUGGUCAUCAGCAUGCUGUGUUAACCAGAUGUUCUUCACAUGAAAGUGGGCAUUUGAUGCGUCUUCUGACUCUUCUUCUGUACAAAAUGUACCAGUCGUUUGCUGCCUACUUCAGUCCAGUGGAACAUAGACAGCUGUGAGGAAUAUAAAAACGUAUUCCUGUAAAAAGCGCUGUUACUGCAAAUGAUGCAAGAGAGGAAUGCUCGUAGAAAACUGUUAAUGAUCUAAAUUACUAUAUUUAUUUGACCACUCAGUGACUCUCAGCUACUUAUGUCUAAUGUGACAGCUGAGACUCUGUAUGAGUCGUAGAAGUUAUCAUCAGAAAAAUAAUUUUAAAAGAGUGAUGCUUCUUACAGCUGAUUCAAAUCCCACACUGAACAGAACCUUCUCUGGAGCUGGUUAGCAGCGCAGCAUGAGUUACAGUAGUUAUCUAGCUGGUUAAAAGUGAGCCGCCUUCGUGAUGCUGAAAACUUUGACUUUAGGCUCAACGUAUCUUGCUAAUAAGUUUAUCUCACUUUGCAGUACAACCCUCUUGUCCUCAGGUUUUUUGUCUUAUAUAGCUGUCAGAUGAAAACAUUACACUGGUAUAACAAAGUAUAGGAGAAGAGCAGCCUUGUUGUCACUGUGAGCAACAUCUAUUUAUCACUUUUUCCAGCAGAAUAUGAAAUACUAAAAAACCACUCAACACAGGUAGUCAGCUUCCUUGGCCUAAAAUGCAGUUUCUCAUGAAUUACCAUGACAUUCACAGACCUCAGCAUCCAAUCUACAUCUCCAGACUACUGGUUUUGCACUCAGGGCAAAGUACUAGCGAGCAACAUUUUAAGAGUCGAGAAUAAAUAUUUAGUUUUUUUUGUGUUGCUACUGUUGCAGUUUUUCCACCAAGAACAAAAUGACAGUUCUUUAUGUAGAUGUACCAUAGUUUAAUCAGAGCCUGAGAAUAAGUUGCUGUCACGUCAAAUAAAAUAAAAACAUGACAGUUACAGCAAUGUUUAGACAGGUCAAAUGUGCCUUAUGAACAAAUGUGCACUGUAGUUUGUUGGUAGAUACAGAGCUUUGCACACUCGUGAACUUGUCGGUAAAUUACUCUGACUUCAUAUCUGAGUUUACUGUGCCUUGGACAGAACCACUGUGCCUGUACCACAUGUACACUUUACAGUUUAAUUUGCACUGCUUGGUUUACGUGUCAGUUUCUUUGUAUAUAGUAGCAUUGCCCUAAACUGACAGUAAAGAUUACACACAGAUGUUUGAACUUUUGUCUUGCUUGCAGGUUGUUCAAUCAAAUGCAGCAACAAACAACUGGGAUCAUGUCCCAGAUAAUAAAUGCUUUGAUACUA